This is a messenger RNA of Sciurus carolinensis (gray squirrel), 7765 nucleotides long. It is a transcript of the gene Myo9b, whose product is annotated as myosin IXB. The transcript is spliced from 40 exons. The coding region runs from base 126 to 6830 and encodes 2234 amino acids. NCBI's taxonomy places the organism in Eukaryota, Metazoa, Chordata, Mammalia, Rodentia, Sciuridae. Gene Ontology annotation, biological process: intracellular signal transduction. Gene Ontology annotation, molecular function: protein binding; ATP binding; GTPase activator activity. The record is from RefSeq and is a predicted model, not a curated record. Gene Ontology annotation, cellular component: myosin complex.
GGCGGGCUGGCGGGUGUCCGGGCGGAGACCCGGCCCGGGACCGGCGGCGCGCGGCAGCCGAGGCCCAGCUCCAGGACGCACUCGCCCCAGCCCGGGAGGCAUGCUGAAGCCAGGCGGCCGGCAGGAUGAGUGUGCACGAGGCGGGCAGCUCCGGCCGCCGGGAGCAGGCAGCCUACCACCUGCACAUCUACCCACGGCUGUCCACCACCGAGAGCCAGGCCUCGUGCCGUGUGACCGCCACCAAGGACAGCACCACGUCCGACGUCAUCAGGGACGCCAUUGCCAGCCUGCAGCUGGACGGCACCAAGUGCUACGUGCUGGUGGAGGUCAAGGAGUCGGGCGGGGAGGAGUGGGUGCUGGACGCCAACGACUCCCCGGUGCACCGCGUGCUGCUGUGGCCCCGGCGGGCGCAGGACGAGCACCCGCAGGAGGAUGGCUACUACUUCCUGCUGCAGGAGCGCAAUGCGGACGGGACCAUCAAGUACGUGCACAUGCAGCUGGUGGCCCAGGCCACCGCCGCCCGGCGCCUGGUGGAGCGUGGCCUCUUGCCGCGACAGCAAGCGGACUUUGAUGACCUGUGCAACCUCCCUGAGCUGACCGAGGACAACCUCUUGAAGAACCUCAAGCACCGCUUCUUGCAGCAGAAGAUCUACACGUACGCGGGGAGCAUCCUGGUGGCCAUCAACCCCUUCAAGUUCCUCCCGAUCUACAACCCCAAGUACGUGAAGAUGUACGAGAACCAGCAGCUGGGCAAGCUGGAGCCCCACGUCUUCGCGCUGGCCGACGUGGCCUACUACGCCAUGCUGAGGAAGCGCGUCAACCAGUGCAUCGUGAUCUCGGGUGAGAGUGGCUCCGGCAAGACCCAGAGCACCAACUUCCUGAUCCACUGCCUUACUGCCCUCAGCCAGAAGGGCUACGCCAGCGGCGUGGAGAGGACCAUCCUGGGGGCCGGCCCCGUGCUGGAGGCCUUCGGGAACGCCAAGACCGCCCACAACAACAACUCCAGCCGGUUCGGGAAGUUCAUCCAAGUCAACUACCUGGAGAGCGGCAUCGUGAGAGGAGCUGUGGUUGAAAAAUACCUGCUUGAAAAGUCUCGCCUGGUCUCUCAGGAGAAGGAUGAGAGGAACUACCACGUGUUUUACUACUUGUUACUCGGUGUCACCGAGGACGAGCGCCAAGAAUUUCAGCUCAAGCAGCCUGAAGAUUAUUUCUACCUCAACCAGCAUAACUUGAACAUCGAGGAUGGAGAAGACCUGAAGCACGACUUUGAGAGGCUCAAGCAGGCCAUGGAGAUGGUGGGCUUCCUCCCGGCCACCAAGAAGCAGAUCUUCUCUGUCCUGUCGGCCAUCCUGUACCUGGGCAACGUCACUUACAAGAAGAGAGCCACGGGCCGCGACGAAGGCCUGGAGGUCGGGCCCCCCGAGGUGCUGGACACGCUGUCCCAGCUCCUGAAGGUGAAGCGAGAAAUCCUGGUGGAGGUCCUGACCAAAAGAAAAACGGUGACCGUCAACGACAAGCUCAUCCUGCCCUACAGUCUCAGCGAGGCCAUAACCGCCCGCGACUCCAUGGCCAAGUCACUGUACAGUGCCCUGUUCGACUGGAUUGUGCUGCGGAUCAACCACGCCCUCCUCAACAAGAAGGACAUGGAAGAGGCUGUCUCAUGCUUGUCCAUCGGGGUCCUCGACAUUUUUGGGUUUGAAGACUUCGAGAGGAAUAGUUUUGAGCAGUUCUGCAUCAACUAUGCCAAUGAGCAGCUGCAGUAUUACUUCAAUCAGCACAUUUUUAAACUAGAGCAGGAGGAGUACCAGGGGGAGGGGAUCACCUGGCACAACAUCGACUACACGGACAACGUGGGCUGCAUCCAGCUCAUCAGCAAGAAGCCCACCGGCCUCUUCCACCUGCUGGACGAGGAGAGCAACUUCCCCCACGCCACAAGCCAGACCCUGCUGGCCAAGUUCAAACAGCAGCAUGAAGACAACAAGUAUUUCCUGGGCACCCCCGUCAUGGAGCCGGCGUUCAUCAUCCAGCAUUUUGCCGGGAAGGUCAAGUAUCAGAUCAAGGACUUUCGCGAGAAGAACAUGGACUACAUGCGACCUGACAUUGUGGCCCUCCUGCGGGGCAGUGACAGCCCCUACGUGCGGGAGCUCAUCGGCAUGGACCCCGUGGCUGUCUUCCGCUGGGCUGUGCUCCGGGCCGCCAUCCGCGCCAUGGCCGUGCUGCGGGAGGCCGGGCGUCUGCGGGCCGAGAGGGCUGAGAAGGCCACAGCAGGUAUGGGCAGCCCUGGUGCCCGCAGUCACCUGGGAGAGCUGCCAAGAGGAGCCAACACUCCAUCAGAAAAACUAUACCGCUGCUCAGUGCUAGAUUUCUCAUUUGACUGCUCUGAGGAGUUCGAUAUUAACGCUUUUGAGGACAUCAUUGCUUUCUAUGAAAGCAAGAACGAUUUGCAUAACCAAAUCAUCAAGAGCAUCAAAGGACUGCCCUGGCAGGGCGAGGACCCCCGUAGGCUUCUGCAGUCCCUCAGUCGGCUCCAGAAACCCCGCGCCUUCAUCCUGAAGAGUAAAGGUAUCAAACAAAAGCAGAUCAUUCCAAAGAACCUGCUAGACUCCAAGUCCCUGAAGCUCAUCAUCAGCAUGACCCUGCAUGACCGCACCACCAAGUCCCUGCUGCAUCUGCACAAGAAGAAGAAGCCACCGAGCAUCAGCGCCCAGUUCCAGACGUCCCUCAACAAGCUCCUGGAGGCCCUGGGGAAGGCGGAGCCCUUCUUCAUCCGCUGCAUCCGCUCUAAUGCCGAGAAGAAAGAGCUGUGUUUCGAUGACGAGCUGGUUCUGCAGCAGCUGCGCUACACGGGCAUGCUGGAGACGGUGCGCAUCCGGCGGUCGGGCUACAGUGCCAAGUACACGUUCCAGGACUUCACAGAACAGUUCCAGGUACUGCUGCCCAAAAACGCCCAGCCCUGCAGAGAGGUCAUCUCUGCCCUCCUGGAGAAGAUGAACGUAGACAAGAGGAGCUACCAGAUCGGGAAGACCAAGGUCUUCCUGAAGGAGACAGAGCGGCAGGCCCUGCAGGAGACACUGCACCAGGAGGUGGUCCGCAAGAUCCUGCUCCUGCAGAGCUGGUUCCGCAUGAUGCUGGAGCGCAGGCGCUUCCUGCAGAUGAAGCGCGCGGCCGUCACCAUCCAGGCCUGCUGGCGCUCCUACCAGGUGUGGCGGACGCUGGAAAGGACGCAGGCGGCUGUGUACCUCCAGGCUGCGUGGAGGGGCUACCGCCAACGGAAGGCCUACCGCCGCCGGAGACAGAGCAUCAUCCGCCUGCAGAGCCUCUGCCGGGGGCACCUGCAGCGCAGGAGCUUCAGCCUGAUGGUCUCGGAGAAGCGGAAGGCGGAGGAGCAACUGAGGGAAGCCCUUCAAGUCACCAGGCUGGAGCCCACGGAGGGCCGGCCGGGCCCUGUGGUCCCCGCAGAGCAGGUGGCUGAGCAGAGCAGAGGGCCCAUGGGGGACAGGUCCCCAGCGGGGGCCUCCUCACCAGAGAAAGAGGUGCCCAGCGUGGAGAAGGAAGUCCCCUCCCCAAAGAGCGCGACGGCAGAAAGUCAGGAGAGGGCGCCCAGCAGCCGGGAGAAGCGCGAGUCCCGGCGGCAGAGGGGCCUGGAGCACGUGGAGCUCCAGAAGCAGCACAUGCAGUCCUGCAAGGAGGGCGUCCUCAGGGAGCCCUGCAGAAAGGCGGCCCUGGAGCCCGGGGACAGCCUCACCGCAGGCAGGAAGGACAGCAGGGCCAGUGGAGCCCCUCCAGAGGCGGGCUCGCCCAAGAGGCCCACCGUGGAGCCAGCCCCGGCCGCGGCAGGCAGCAGGGCCCCCGGAGACCUGGAGAAGGGCCCCCCAGACGGGAGCCCGCGGCCCGGCCGCAUACAGCGGCCAACCAGCCUGGCCCUGGACAGCAGGGUCAGCUUAUCCAUGCCGGACAGCACCUCCGAAGCCCCCAAGAGCAAGGGCAGGGCCGGCAGCAGCCCGAGGGCUCAGGACAAGCCGGAGAGCCCUGGAGGCUCCACCCAGAUCCAGCGGUACCAGCACCCGGACAGUGAGCGGCUGGCCAGUGUUGUCGAGCUAUGGAGGGGCAAGAAGCUGAUGGCCGCCACCGGCUCCAGCACCAUGCUGAGCCAGUCCCUGGACCUCAGCGACAGGCCCUGGGGCCCGGGCAGUGCCCUCACACCCACGGAGGAGAGGCGCGCCUCCUUGUCCACCAGCGAUGUCUCCAGGCUGUCCCCCGCCAAGGCACAGGUCAGGCCAUGGCUGCAGCCCACUUCCACCCCAGACGGGAGUGGAGGCAGCGGCUGGAGCGCACAGUGGGGAAGCAGGGUCCCCAGCACAGCCGCCCACCUCACCCAGGCCGUCCUCGCGCAGACGUCAGCAGACACCGAAGGGGAGCUGAGCACAAAGAAGCCGGCCGUGCAGAAGAAGAAGUCGGGAGACUCGUUCCCCGGCCCAGAGGCAGGGCUGUCCCCGGGCUCCCAGGCUGACUCUAAAUCCACAUUUAAGAGGCUUUUCCUACAUAAAACCAAGGAUAAGAAGUGUAGCCUGGAGGGUGCGGAGGAGGGGGAGAACCCUGCGCCACAUGCCCCACCGGACACCUCGGCCCCCCGGAAGGGUCUAGAAGGUCAGAGCCAGAGCCUCGGGGAAGGGGGCAGUGCCCCUACCGCAUUUGCGGAUGCCGAGUCCCUAGCAGGCACAGCCCCCUCUGGCCACCAGCACCGCCACACAGCAGGCGAGAAGCACACCAAGGAGAUAGGAGGCAAAGGAAAGAAGAACCGAAACCUCAAGAUCGGCAAGAUCACAGUGUCGGAGAAGUGGCGGGAAUCGGUGUUCCGCAAGAUCACCAACGCCAACGAGCUCAAGUACCUGGACGAGUUCCUGCUCAACAAGAUAAAUGACCUGCGCUCCCAGAAGACGCCCAUCGAGAGCUUGUUCAUCGAAGCCACUGAGAAGUUCAGGAGCAACAUCAAAACCAUGUACUCUGUUCCGAAUGGGAAGAUCCACGUCGGCUACAAGGACCUAAUGGAGAACUACCAGAUUGUGGUCAGCAACCUGGCCACAGAGCGCGGUGAGAAGGACACCAACCUGGUCCUCAACCUCUUCCAGUCUCUGCUGGACGAAUUCACCCGCGGUUACACCAAGAAUGACUUUGAGCCUGCGAAGCAGAGCAAAGCUCAAAAGAAGAAGCGGAAGCAGGAGCGUGCCGUCCAGGAGCACAACGGGCACGUGUUCGCCAGCUACCAGGUGAGCAUCCCGCAGUCCUGCGAGCAGUGCCUCUCCUACAUCUGGCUCAUGGACAAGGCCCUGCUCUGCAGCGUGUGCAAGAUGACCUGCCACAAGAAGUGUGUGCACAAGAUUCAGAGCUACUGCUCCUACACAUGUGGGAGGAAGAGUGAGCCGGGUGUCGAGCCAGGCCAUUUCGGCGUGUGCAUGGACAGCCUGACCAGUGACAAGGCCUCCGUGCCCGUCGUGCUGGAGAAGCUUCUGGAACACGUAGAGAUGCACGGCCUGUACACUGAGGGCCUCUACCGCAAGUCAGGCGCUGCCAAUCGUACUCGAGAGCUCCGGCAAGCACUGCAGGCAGACCCCACGGCAGUCAGGCUGGAGGACUUCCCCAUCCACGCCAUCACCGGCGUGCUGAAGCAGUGGCUGCGGGAGCUGCCUGAGCCCCUCAUGACCUUCGCCCAGUACGGUGACUUCCUCCGGGCCGUCGAGCUCCCCGGGAAGCAGGAGCAGCUGGCCGCCAUCUACGCGGUGCUGGAGCACCUGCCCGAGGCCAACCACAACUCCCUGGAGCGCCUCAUCUUCCACCUUGUCAAGGUGGCCCUGCUUGAGGAUGUGAAUCGCAUGUCGCCUGGGGCACUGGCCAUCAUCUUCGCACCCUGCCUCCUGCGCUGCCCUGACAACUCGGACCCGCUGACCAGCAUGAAGGACGUCCUGAAGAUCACCACGUGCGUGGAAAUGUUGAUCAAAGAGCAGAUGAGAAAGUACAAAGUAAAGAUGGAGGAGAUCAACCAGUUGGAAGCUGCAGAGAGCAUCGCCUUCCGCAGGCUCUCGCUCCUACGACAAAAUGCUCCAUGGCCUCUCAAACUGGGGUUUUCGUCUCCCUAUGAGGGGGUCCUGAACAAGAGCCCCAAGGCCCAGGUGAGCAGGGACAGCAGCCUGGAGGAGCUAGAAGUGCUGCCGGAAGAGGAGGCAGCGGGCGGUGAUGAGGACCGGGAGAAGGAGAUCCUCAUGGAGCGGAUCCAGUCCAUCAAGGAGGAGAAGGAGGACAUCACCUACCGGCUCCCAGAGCUGGACCCAAGGGGCUCUGACGAGGAAAACCUGGACUCGGAGACAUCAGCCAGCACUGAGAGCCUGCUGGAGGAGCGGGCGGGGCGGGGGGCCCCGGAAGGGCCCCCCACGCCUGCUCUCCCCUGCCCCAGUGCGCCCACCCCAAGCCCCCUCCCCGCGGCAGCCGCCCCUCCACGACGAAGGCCGUCCUCCUUCGUCACCGUCAGAGUGAAGACCCCCCGGCGGACCCCCGUCAUGCCCACGGCCAACAUCAAGCUCCCACCUGGCCUGCCCUCCCACCUUUCCGGAUGGGCACCAGGGGUCCAGGAGGCUGCUGUCCCAGUGAGGCGCCGAGAGCCACCUGCCCGCCGCCCGGACCAGGUGCACUCUGUGUACAUCACACCCGAGGUGAACCUGCCUGCACAGGGUGUCCUGGGACCCCUGGAGGAGGACCGGCCUCCUGGGUUCAAGCGGAGGUACUCGGACCCCCCAGUGUACUGCCUGCCCCCAGCCUCGGGUCAGGCCAACGGCUGAGGGUGCCGGCAGCAGUCUGUGUGUCCAAGGACGGCCCCUGGGCUGCAGCUGGGCCUGAGCUGUGGAGCUAGCCUCCAGCUGAGAAAGAUCCAGAAAGAAAAGCUCCAGCCUCGGAGUGAGGUGGGCACGGGCUCCAAGUGCAGGCACGGCAGGACGGGCCCACCAGGGCCAGCCCCGAGCUGCCCGCGUCUGCAGCACCGGCUCAGCGGCAGCCGCGGCUUCCCCUCUUUUGUAUGUUUUUACAGUAACUGUUUCUUUGUAUGUGGUUUACAUAACUUUUAAGUUGUAACAGCCUUAACGGAGACCAAAUCGUUUUUUAUAUGUGUAUGUUCAAACUUUUAUAUUAACGCUGUGCGUCUCCCUGUAACCUGGACGGGUCCUCAGAGCAGGGCCACUCGUUCAGCUGCUGUGCUGCAUCCAGUCGGUGGGAGGUCAGCGAACUGGGACCCGCAGAAGGGGUUUAGCCCCAGGGGACACCUGGCCACCCCGUCUGUUUCCAACGUGUGUCUCCGACAGCAGUGGCCACCUGGCCUGCGUACAUUCCAGGGAACGCUGGAGCCUUCCACAGGGGUCAAGGCUGUCGGCUGGAGCCAGGAUAUGAAUCGGGAUGGCCCUUGACCCGGGCAGCACCGACCUUGCAUCCCAGGGAGAUCUGAAUGUGGCUGCCACACCUCCCUCUACCACGCCUGGAUGCCCAAGGCUGGAGAAGGCUGCCCUGGGCGCUGCCUGCCCUGUGUGACAUGAGCCAAUGACCCAGGACGUUAGGGAUGGGCAGGGCAGGGACGGCAAAGCCUGCAGUUGUCCGUCCCUCCAGCAGCAGCCUGGGGAUCCUGGAGUGGAGUGCUCCCCUCUCAGGCCCCACCCACUCCCCAGACGCUUGGACACUUGGCCACAGGCCUGGGACAAAGGGCACUCUGCACAAGGUGUGAAAUAAA